Messenger RNA from Pistacia vera, 1234 nucleotides. RefSeq names its product probable leucine-rich repeat receptor-like protein kinase At1g35710. Lineage: Eukaryota; Viridiplantae; Streptophyta; Magnoliopsida; Sapindales; Anacardiaceae. Gene Ontology annotation, molecular function: protein binding. The record is from RefSeq and is a predicted model, not a curated record. The transcript is spliced from 11 exons. Bases 86 to 1069 code for a protein of 327 amino acids.
CACAUUUAUAAUUCAGAUCCAAAUCUACAAAUAAAACAAUAAAAAGAAAUUUCACACUUCAACCAAAUUGAAACGACAUCCUAAAAUGCUGCGUUUAGCGUUUUCCCUUUAUCUGAUCUUCACUCUAGCUCUUCUUCUUAACCUCGCUCACUCCAAAACUCUCAAGCGUGACGUGAAAGCUUUAAAUGAAAUCAAGGCUUCUCUCGGUUGGCGAGUGGUUUACUCUUGGGUCGGCGAUGAUCCUUGCGGUGACGGUGACCUUCCGCCUUGGUCUGGUGUCACGUGCUCCACUCAGGGUGACUACAGAGUCGUCACCGAACUGCAAGUAUAUGCUGUGUCCAUCGUAGGACUGUUCCCUACAGCUGUCACUAAUCUACUGGAUCUUACUAGACUGGAUCUUCAUAAUAACAAGUUGACUGGGCCAAUUCCUCCACAAAUCGGACGGCUUAAACGUCUUAAAAUACUUAAUUUGAGAUGGAAUAAGUUUCAAGAUGUCAUUCCUUCUGAAAUCGGUGAAUUGAAGGGUUUAACUCAUCUAUACUUGAGUUUCAAUAAUUUCAAGGGGGAAAUUCCCAAGGAGCUUGCUAAUCUUCCAGAGCUUCGCUAUCUAUAUUUACACGAAAAUCGUCUUAGCGGGCGAAUUCCACCAGAAUUGGGCACUUUACAGAAUCUUCGACACUUGGAUGUUGGUAACAAUCAUUUGGUGGGUACUAUUAGGGAACUAAUUCGCAUUGAGGGCAGCUUUCCAGCUCUUCGCAACCUUUAUUUAAAUAAUAAUUAUCUCACUGGAGGAAUUCCAGCACAACUUGCUAACUUGACCAAAUUGGAAAUCUUGUACCUGUCAUACAACAAAAUGUCUGGAACUAUACCAUCUGAACUUGCUCAUAUCCCUAGAUUGACUUACUUGUACUUAGAUCACAACCAGUUUUCAGGGAGAAUCCCCAUUGCCUUCUAUAAACACCGGUUUUUAAAAGAAAUGUAUAUUGAACGGAACUCAUUCAGGCCUGGGGUAAACCCGAUAGGUUUCCAUAAAGUCCUCGAGGUUUCUGACUCGGACUUUCUAGUUUAGUCAAGACAUCACUCUAUAUUUCAUUAUUUAUUGUGAAAUCCCAUAAGAUGAUACAUUUGGUUAUUUGAACUAGAACAUUUUGAUGUUUGUCCAUCUUCGAUCAACUUGUAAAUAGCUUUACUGUAAUAUUUCUAGAAAUUGAAGAUUAGUACUCUGUAAACCAAC